AUGCGUCGCCGACAAAGCAUACAGGUUCUAGAACUCGAAUCAAGAGUCGAGCAAUUAGUAGCCGAAAAUCGCGCGCUUGCCGACGAAAAGGCCCACGUCGAACAAAACGUAACCCAUCGAACUGCAUCCGCCAUCACCGAGCGCGAUGCCGAAAUUGAAAGUCUCAAGGCCUCACUCGAAUGGCUACACAAGGAAGUCAAUCGAUUAACUGAGGUUAACGAAGGUCUUCACAGCGCCAAUAACGUCCUCGCCCUUCAGCACAAUGAGAAGUACAAACGCCUCGAAGCCCUGCACGCGUCGGCAGCCAAAGAACUCGAAAACUCCCGCCUAGCUCAAGAUAAUUACGAUAGGACAUUACAAGAAAAAGACAGUGAGAUCCAAGAGCUACGUGCUCAACUCGAGGUUACCAAAGAGCAGGUCAGGGAAAUGCAACGACAAAUACUUGCCCACAAACCUCCCGACGCAGACUUCCUUCGUCUCAAAGAUGAAGAUCACUUUGACCAUCGCUGCCAACAAUUAUGCCAACACGUGCAGCAAUGGGUCCUUCGCUUCUCCAAAUUUUCUGACAUGCGUGCUUGUCGAUUGACGAGCGAAAUCAACGAUGAAAAGAUUAUCGACCGAUUAGACAACGCAGUCUUAGACGGCUCCGAUGUUGAUGAAUACCUCAGCGACCGAGUGAGACGUCGCGACAUAUUCAUGUCCAUGACUAUGAAUAUGAUUUGGGAAUUUGUCUUCACUCGUUACCUGUUCGGCAUGGACCGGGAACACCGGCAGAAGCUCAAGUCUCUAGAGAAGCUUCUAUUAGAGGUUGGACCGCCGCAUGCUGUCCGCCAGUGGCGCGCCGUAACAUUGACGCUACUGUCUAAGAGGCCAGCGUUUGGUGAUCAGCGCAACCAGGACACCGAGGCCGUCGUACAGGCCGUCUUCCAAACCCUAUGCAUGAUCCUCCCGCCUCCGUCCAACCUGGAGGCACAAAUACAAUCGCAGCUCCGCCGUGUCAUGCGCGAAGCUGUCGACCUUUCAAUCGAGAUGCGUACUCAGCGGGCCGAAUAUAUGAUGCUACCGCCAUUACAGCCUGAGUACGACGCCAACGGCGACCUAGCACGCACCGUCGCUUUCAACGCGGCGCUCAUGAAUGAACGAUCAGGAGACUCAGUCUCUAAUGAUCAAUACGAAGUCCAGCGUGCCAUCGUCCGCACGGUACUCUUCCCACUCGUAGUUAAAAAGGGCGACGAUAACGGCGUUGGGGACGACGAGGUCGUCAUCUGCCCUGCGCAGGUGCUCGUCGCCAAGCCCCCGCGUCACGCCACCAUCCGCAUAGUCACACCCACAUCCGACACAGGCGGCCCGCUAUCGCGAGGCGCCACGCCCUCGGCAGCCGCUCCUAGCACCGUCAGCCUUCAGAUGCAAGAUGCCCCCCUCCCCAUGCCAACUCCCCCGCAAGAGGCCGAGUACCUAGAAGGCGGCAUCUAG
Molecule: messenger RNA, 1473 nt
Organism: Daldinia loculata
Lineage: Eukaryota; Fungi; Ascomycota; Sordariomycetes; Xylariales; Hypoxylaceae
Exons: 1
Coding region: 1-1473 (490 amino acids)
Source: RefSeq, a predicted model, not a curated record